Molecule: messenger RNA, 5295 nt
Organism: Carassius gibelio (silver crucian carp)
Lineage: Eukaryota; Metazoa; Chordata; Actinopteri; Cypriniformes; Cyprinidae
Gene: myripb
Product: myosin VIIA and Rab interacting protein b
Exons: 14
Coding region: 1-3249 (1082 amino acids)
Cellular component (GO): cortical actin cytoskeleton
Molecular function (GO): actin binding; myosin binding
Source: RefSeq, a predicted model, not a curated record
AUGAAGCAGGAGCUGGAGGAGGAGGGUAGUCGCUGUUUGCUUCUGUCCAAGCAGCACAAGUUCAACGAGCACUGCUGCAUCCGCUGCUGCUCUCCCUUUACCUUCCUGCUCAACCCCAAGCGCCCAUGUCUGGACUGCCACUACAACGUCUGCAAAUCCUGCCGCACCUACAAUCAGAGCGAAAGGGGCUAUAUCUGUGACGCCUGCAAAAAGAGCAGGCUAUUGAGGACACAGUCCCUAGAAUGGUACUACAAUAAUGUGAAGAGUCGGUUUAAGAGAUUUGGAAGCGCCAAGGUGCUGAAGACCCUCUACAGGAAACACAUCAUUGAAAGAGGAGCAUUAUCUGAGUUACCAGAGGUGAGUGCUCAUGAAGGCAGUAAUGAUAAUGGCAGUGUUUGUGAUGGCAGUGACUCCACGCUCUACAGGCAGAGUGAAGGUCACAGCAUGGCAGACACGCUCACCGUUGCUCUACGUGUGGCAGAAGAGGCGAUAGAGGAAGCCAUUGCUAAAGCUGAGAGCUACAGAGACAGUCUGGAGAAACAGAAUGAAGCUCGCUAUUUGCGUGACCACAAGGAAGAACUUAUAGAGGAACUUGCCACAACAAUUGUUCAAAAAAUCAUUCAGAGGGGAAAACGGUCUGAAAUUCAGGCUGAGUAUGAGUUUGUAUGGCCUCAGAGUAGUGAGCUUCCUUCCCCUACCUCAACACAAAACACACACACAACGCAGCAUUCACACUCCACCCCUCAGCAUGGCGCAGUAGCACAGACUGACAGUACCAGCUCCUAUCCGCUGUGGAAGUCAAGAUCAGCAUUCUCUUUGACAAGUGACGAUUCUCCAGAGAAGGGCCCUGAGGUGGGCAUGGCCCCAGGGUUCCCGGACAGCACUGAAGUAGAGACAGCUUUCCAGAACUACUCUUCACUCAGGAGGGAGUCCAGAGCAUCAUCACUUCCUGGGUGGAAGAGUGUUGACCGCCUGGACAACUCUAGUGCGUCUUCAGUCCUGCAAUCCCCUGAUGGUAACUGGAUUGCCCUGCAGAGCUCCCAGCAUUCCCGGCCUAGUCUGCUGACCAAGCGCAAGAGUCUUGUUUUCAGCGUGCUGGAGAAAGAAUCAGGUGUUGUGUCCGCGUAUGACGAGAUGGGCUCUGAUUCGGAUCCAGAGGACCAGGGGGGCUGGGGGGCUGCCCUGUUACAGUUUCGCAGACGUCUUUCCGAUGAAACGUACUAUACUGACUCUCAACACGACCCUGAAUGGACAUACACCCAACACCCACCCAUUACCUCACCUUCCUCAGGUCAGUACACUAACACUGAGACUCUGAACUCAGACUCUGAGACGUCUCCUGCCCUGUCCACUCGAGGCCGCAGAUCAGCCCACGGUAUGACGCAGAAGAAGAAAGGGCUGCCUGAAGCACACCUGUACCCACCCUACAGACAUCCUGCAAACAGUGCCACUUUGCCUCUACUGAGGCCAGAGAUGCUGGAUGUGAACUUUAACCCCCAUCUGGGAGGGGACAGUAGUGACGGAGAGGAGCAGAGCGAGCAAGUCAAAAGAUCACGGAGGCGCAGAAAGAGCAAACGCGAAACAUCUGAGCACAGCCGAACACAUAAUGCGCUUUACAGUGCUGCCACAGCGGAGAACAGUGCCGUCCUCCUCAACGCCAUGAUGAUGCACCGUCAACAGAGCCAGGAGAGCCCAGUUCCUCUGAAUUACCAAACUCCAGAUACUGUGACCCCUCCUGACCUUUUGACCACUGAUACCAUGACCCCUGAACCUGACUAUCAGAAUACAGUGGCUCACAACUCUAGUGCCCCUAGUCCACCAAUGCUGAGCCAAGCAUUGCCAGAGUUAAGCAUUCAGGGCCCUUUGCUCAGGGGCUCCUCUGUUAAUGAAACCCUGGAACAGAAACUGAGAUCUAAACUCUGUGAGCUAGUUGGCCAAGUCAACGAGAGGGAUGUGAUGUUAUGUGAUUUUGAGCAGAUCGGGGAAGUGGGCGACAAGCAAGAGGACCAAGUAAAGGAUAAAGAAAGUGAGAAACUGAGACCAAAGGAGAGACGUGAGAGCAAACGAGACAAGAGGGAAGGAAAAUCGAAGGACAUUGGGAAUGCGAGUGAAAGACAAACAGUUAGAGAGAUGGACACAAGUGAUGCAGUAAGACAGAUAAAGAUAGAAAGAGAAUUUAAGAGAGAUAGAGAGCGACAGAAAGAAAUUGAAAGACAAGUAGAGAAAGAGCGAGAGAGUCAAAGAGAGCUGGAGAAACAAAUCGUGAGGGACAGAGAAAGACAACGAGAGAUUGAGAUCCAGGUUGACAGGAAACAGGAAAGAAAGAGAGAAAUGGAAAUACAGCUGAAACUAGAGCAAGAGAGACAAUCAGAGAUUGAGCGAGAGAAGAAAAGUAAAAGCAUACACAUGGAAAAAGAGAAAUUAGAGUCUAUAGUGAGUAUGGAAUCCAAGGAGGAAGAGAAACAGGAAUCCUCAGGUAGAAUAUUGGAGCGAAAAAAUGUUUUGAAGGAAAACUGUGAAACAGAGGAGCCCAAGGAGGAAAAGGUGAAGAGAACAUCUCCACAAAGAAGCCACUCAGAGACAGGGUCAGAAAAACAAGAACAACUUCAGACAAAGACAAAAAGGUCUUCAACCACAUCUCCAGACAAUGGCCCCUGUAGUCUGGAGGAGCCUAUGUCUCCAUCAGAGAAGUACUCCGCUGCAUCUUUAUGCAGCAUCACCACAGAGGUUCUGAAGGUUCUGAAUGCCACAGAAGAAUUACUUGGAGAGGCAGAAGGCAAAGGUCAUGACUCUUCACCGGCAAGCACACCCAUGUCUUCAGGCACGGGCAACAGGAAGCUGGACCAGCACCUCACUAAAAUGGAGGAAAAUGUGUAUUUGGCUGCAGGUGCUGUGUACAGUCUAGAGGGGGCGCUGAGUGACUUAGAAGACUGUGCUCGCAGCAUCAGCAGCUCCACCACAGAGACUGAACUGGCCUUCCUAGAAGAUCAGGUGGCCACUGCUGCCGCCCAGGUGCAGCAGUCCGAGCUCCAGAUCUCAGAUAUUGAGGCAAGAAUAUCAGCCCUCAAAACUGCAGGUCUAAAUGUAUCUGCAUGCACAUGGUUUUCCAAGUACAAAUCUAAACCUAUGCCCCAGACGCUGGACUUGUCUCGCCAUCAGAGGAGAAAGCUGCCUGCUCCUCCUAUCAGAAGUCUGUCAUCAGAAAAUGAAGUCAAAUCCGAGCCACAGAUGAGAUCUAUGAGGCAGUGACAAGAGGUCAUGUGACCUCAGUGAUUCUCAGAUAAGCUGAAUGGCUCAAUAUCACUUUGCAGUAAAUGCUAGGACCAUCAGGCUGUUCCACACCAGUGCCUUGAUCCAACUUCCGGUCCUUCAAUUUGAUCAGCCCUAUUGCUACUCGUCGACCAUAAGCCUGAUCACACCCCAUGUAGGGUUGAUCUCACUUCUGACCCCUAGGACUCACCUCCAGUAACCAGGGGAACCGAUUCUCUCUCUCUUUGUCUCUCUUUCUGCCUCUCUUUCUCUUUCUGUUCCUCUCUCUCUCUCUCUCUCUCUCUCUCUCUCUCUCUCUCUCUCUCUCUCUCUCUCUCUCUCUCUCUCUCUCUCUCUGCCUUAAUUGAGAUCAGAUUCCUACAAUUAACCACCCCAGAGGGUUAUAAUUGUAGAUUUAAACUCGUAAUUGUUGUAUGUGUAAGAUAGAUGGAAAAUGGUAAAUGUUAACAAUCAAGGACAUCACCUCAUUCUCUUUUUCUAAUGUUUUACUGAGUGUUGUACAUGUUUGAAUUUGUAUGCUGUAUGUCGGCAAUGUGACUGGGAUAAAUAAUGUGACCUGUUUUUUUUUUUUUUUUUUUUUGAUUGCGAAACUGGAGCACAUUCGGUAAAAACAUUUAAAUGUAUGAAAUGUCUAUGUAAAAGUAAACACAAAAUACCUGCAGGACCUGUUGUAUUUGCAUUGCCAUGUUUCUGUUAUUCUCAUAUGUGUCGCAAAUAUCUCAGGAUUCUUUUUCUAGUGGUCAUUUUUGGAGUUUUCUUUAAUGCGCUGUACUCAAAACUGCAUAUAAAAUAACUGUGAAAUUCAUGAUUUAGUCUAUUAAAAAAAAAAAAAAAAAUGGAAAGUUGAAAAGCACUCGACCACCUUACCAUGUAAUGAGUUUGUGAGUGUGUUUGCAUGAAUCGUAAGCCCUCUUUGUAUUCAUACGUCUUCAAAUCAGCCUCAGAUAUCCAGUGACCUCUUGAAUAUGAACAUCAAAUCACUGUCAUCUUAGUAUAAAGCACUCUGGUAAUUUAGGUCGUGGCCUUUGUUGACUUCUAAUUCUUCUUUUAUUAAUUAACGUCUUUUAUUAAUCUAAAACACUCAGUUGUUUUUCUCAGAGCACUGUUUAGUAUUACAUUUGACAUUACACUUGAUAUCCACCUGGAUGUACAUACUGAAAAUUAUAAUUUUGGACAUUAAGUCUACAUCUAAAUUUUAAGAGCAACUGUGCUGUGAGCAUCCAUUAGAAAUCUGACAAGAAUAACUGAGUUGUCCUCAUUUUGAGCAUUUUAUUAAGUAGGGAUCUCCACCUCUUCGUGCAGAAUAACAGCUGUGACAUCAAAUACUGCAUCAUAUUGUCUUAGAGAGUGACUAAGAUGAAGUCUGUGCUGCGCAAUGUGUGUUCAGACACAAAAUCACCCUUUAGUUAACAGAAAUUACAAAAGCCUGAAUGAUAUGUAGUUAAUUUAUUAAUACAUUCCAUGGAAUGCCAAUUUUUUGAGCCAGUAGUGACAUGAAAUAUACAGUUGCACCCCAUAAUCAUCCCCAUUUUUUUCUUCCCCAUUCCACUCUAAUAUAACUCUAAUAGCUGUUCAGCUUUCACGCUCUCAAACGGGUCCUGCUCCUUGUUGUUGUCUAUGGAAAUGUUUGUGUAUAAAAGCAUGUAUCACGUUUCUAAUAGAUGUGAAAAAAGUCCCAUGAAAAGCACAGUCAAGAAAUGAAAAAUGUCUUACAGUGUCAUGUAUUUUUUUCUAGAUGAAAAAAUCGAAUGCAUAUUUACAUAUGAAUGAAGUACAAAAAGACAAGAGAUGGAUAUGAAAUACCGUAGGCUCUUUAAGUGUAUUUCGGGUUUGUUGUGGACCGCAAGGGCAUUAGUCUGCCUCUUUUCAGAAUGUCCUCAGUGUAUUUUAAACCAUGAAGUGUCAACGGGGGGUAAGAAAAUAUUCCGUAGCGAAAAGAAACAGCCAAUGAAUUCUCAUGUGCCAAAUUUGUUCUGACACAAGCAGUGUUCAAAUAAAUAUGAAUAAAGUUUGCAUUCCUGAAGA